Penicillium coprophilum is the source of this 2052-nucleotide messenger RNA. RefSeq lists its product as uncharacterized. The transcript has 3 exons. Bases 1 to 2052 code for a protein of 683 amino acids. Lineage: Eukaryota; Fungi; Ascomycota; Eurotiomycetes; Eurotiales; Aspergillaceae. The record is from RefSeq and is a predicted model, not a curated record.
AUGAGAGAGAUCUAUCGCUUUGCCCUCACAUGGUCGACUAGCGGCUUUCACUUUCAAUUCACCUCAAAGCAAGAAGGAGUAAGGCCACUGACGUUUGGUGUGUUUAUAGAUACCGAUUCGGAAGGUCCCCGCGGCCGUACUGGUCGCCCUGACACCCCAUCAUCUUCUGCGAAUUCGUCUUCGCGUCGCAGCACUCUCUCCCGCGUACACUUCGCAGACGACAUGUGCAACCCACUGGCGUCUCCUCGUUCUGACGCGACUGUGACUGCAGUCCCGGUGCCGGUGCCUUCCAAGUCGACCAACCCUACGGUUGGUUUGCCUGCCAGUGUGACGGGCAGUUCGGAGUUGCCUCCUCCUUCCGUUGACAAGCGUAACGCGUUCGCUCAACUCAGAGGAAAAGUUGCCGCCUCCCAAUCUUCCUCUCGUCCUUCCCAUCCUUCUCUCUCUUCCCCUCGCGCUUCCUCCAUCCCUCCUGUGCCACCUCUUCCUGUCUCAAUCCUAAAGAACCGUCCCGGCAACAUUUCCCUUGCCGAUUUAAAACCUCGCUCUUCCUCUGCUCCGCCAUCUCCACCCAAGAUGGUUGACAAUUCUGAUGCUCCGGAGGGCAACAACAAGCCACUCCCCGUAUAUGAUCCUCACACACCCAGCCCUCGCACACCCAGCUUCGACAAGGAGGGCGUGCGCAAUCCCAUCCUGCGUACGCCUUUCAGUCCUACUCUCAUCAGUCCUCCAAGUCAUCGUCCUGGCUUGUCUACUAUGAAGGAUUUGCCUGAAGCUGUUCGAACUCUUCAGUACCAGUAUGAAGCAAUCCAAAAGCGACUGACAACGCAGAUGGACGAUAUCCACAAGCUCGAAAAGAAAAUCGAGGAUUUUUUUGCCUUGACUGAGAACUACAUCAAGGAUCAAAUGGAUGCGCAGCUUAAGCGUAGUUCCAAUUUGUCUUCUCAUCUUUCUCAGCUGAAGCAAGGCACGAAGAAGACCAAGGAUGAGGUUGACGAGAUCAAGGACACUAUCCACGAGAUGCGACUUGAGAUCAACGGACUGACCUCAACUGUCAAUGACCUGGGCGCUAAGAUUGAUAUGUGUCUCACCGGAAUUUGGGAGAACACCGAAGAGCCAUUCGUGGCCUACCAGCGUCGAAAGAAUCAGGAGAUCGACGAAGAUAUGCAGGACAUCGGAGACCUGGCUGUGAAUAAUGGAGCGCAACUAAUGUUCUUGAGACAAUCGAUGAUCCGCAUGCAACUUGCCUUCAGACUCUUGCAGCAUGAGAACAAUCUCGUCGUCUCCCAAAACGUACAGCUUGCGCUUCCACAAUUCCCUUUGGUGCAAGGUAACAACGUGCCAACCGCUGGUACCCAUCAGCCUCCUGCCACCUCUGCAACUGGAGCAGCUCCACCAGCAUCGACUACUGUGCCCGCAAGUGCUCCUCCAGCAAAUUCUACUCUCUCGGCAUCGACUGCUGUUCCAGCAAAGGCUACUUCAGCAAAGUCUACUUCCUCAGGAUUAACUACUGUUCCAGCAAAGGUUAAUCCAGCAAAGUCUACUUCCUCGACCACGAGUACUGUUCGAGCAAAGACCACUCCCUCGACAUCUGCCAACGCGCCAGCAAAGACCACUCCCUCGGCAUCUGUCCCAGCCAAGGCUACUUCCCCAGCAUCAGCCACCGGGUCCGCAACUAUCACCUCUCCAGGAUCAUCGACUGCAAAGCCAAGCUCGAUCCCUCGCCGACCCAAGAAAUCUUUGAGUUCUCAGAUGCGCGACAAGGAGAAUAUCGGCAAUACCAUUGGCUAUACGGAGAACAAUAUGACUGCAGAAGACUUCACGUCAGGAAGAGUCGGUCCCCCUGUCCCAGAGCUUCCUCACGGAAUCGUUAUCCCCGGGGUGCCUGGAGUAGCCAUCCCACUGGCUAAUAUUCACCCGCUCUAUCGCUCUGGUUUCCGUGAGGUCAAUGCUCCGGGAAUGCCUGCCGCCCCUGCGGUCCAGACUUCGCGCGCCGCGAAGCCCAAGGGACCUGUGUCCCCCGAGACUGGCAAGGAUAAGACUCGCAAGUAA